AUGAAUAUCUGGUCAGGGUCCGUUGCCCUGGAUUCAGACCGCCAGCUGGAAGGGAUCCGUUUGGUCAAUCCGACCUCCCACUGGCAAUGCGAUAUACCCAAAGACUCGAAACUCCGCCUGCGCAGCUUCGUGAAUCCGUCGCUCAUUCCACUACACGCACGAGCGGGCCCCAGCCUCGAGUUACACACAAUCCACGUAGGCACGUCCCAAUGGCUUCAGAACAAGCUCACCAGCGCUAUCUGGUUGAGCGAGGACGAACUAGACCUCCACCAGUCACUGCAAUGCCCUGUCGGUCUUCUGAUUAGUGUCGAUGGCACUAGUGUCAAGAAGACCGGCGUUGUCACGUCGGAUCUCUUGAUCUAUGGCGUAUUAUCCAGAGCGACAUCGUGUGCACGCCCGCCCACACCACCACAUUCGUCGCCAGCUGAGAUCAAUGGCCAAACCAUUACCCCACCAAACAAACCGUAUGAACUCAGGAUUUAUGCUGCGCCUCUCUCAACUUCGCUCCUCACCCAAGCACAAGCAUUUCCAUCUCCACCACAAAGCUCCGACGGCGAGCAAGUUUCCACCCAGGCCGAGUUCCUUCCAGAUAUCAGCUCACCCAGUCCAAAGCGGAAACGAGUCGCAACACUCUUUGAAUCUGCAGCACAACACCACCGGCGCGUACGGCAACGAGGUGGGGAGGCCGUCUCUCAAUUAAUGGCCACAUCGCGACCAUUGUCCUCGUCGCAAAACCUCCAAGCUCUCCGCGUGAAGCGAGAACCCGAAGACGAGAAACCUAGUCUUCCAUCACUUGACCGAAUAGCUGCACGUAGAUCACGCUCUGUAUCUAUCGGCGCCAACUUGCACCGUCCAGGUAGCAGACUCGGGGCGCGUGCUACUCCAGGUGUAAACGCCGAUCCACAAAAGCGAGUAUCGACACCAAACCCAUUCCUCGAUUCCAACUCUCGUCAUGGACUGCAGCAGACGCAACCACCAUCAGGUCUCUCAGCCUCGAUCGAAGAAACACCCGCGAUGCCCACCUCCCCUCCCAAAAGUAUGGAAGCUGUCAUUUCAGAGAAUAAGAACCUCAUCACGAGGACCAUCCUCACUGCUAUGCGCCUUUACGGCUUCCACCGCUCGAAUACUCGGGCUUCGACCAAACUCGCCUCUGGAGACGACCCUGAAGCAUCAAAUGCAACUCCGGCACCAGAGACACACCGCGCGGAGACGCCAAUACCAGGCACUUCGGCGGAUGACGACGAGUUCAAGUCUAUGUACCACGCAACGUACAAGGCAGCAGCGUUUGCCCUCCGCAAGUUUCUGAAAGGUUCUGCGAUUGAACCACCUCUGUUGCUGGAGAAGAACAAAGCUAUGACCUGCAUUGACGAGCUCCUGCGAAUUUUCUGCGAGGAUCAUUGA
Messenger RNA from Penicillium cinerascens, 1401 nucleotides. RefSeq lists its product as uncharacterized. The transcript has 2 exons. NCBI's taxonomy places the organism in Eukaryota, Fungi, Ascomycota, Eurotiomycetes, Eurotiales, Aspergillaceae. The record is from RefSeq and is a predicted model, not a curated record. The coding region runs from base 1 to 1401 and encodes 466 amino acids.